This is a messenger RNA of Xyrauchen texanus (razorback sucker), 8134 nucleotides long. Its product is annotated as DNA polymerase theta-like. The record is from RefSeq and is a predicted model, not a curated record. NCBI's taxonomy places the organism in Eukaryota, Metazoa, Chordata, Actinopteri, Cypriniformes, Catostomidae. Gene Ontology annotation, molecular function: DNA binding; DNA-directed DNA polymerase activity; ATP binding. Gene Ontology annotation, biological process: double-strand break repair via alternative nonhomologous end joining; DNA-templated DNA replication. The coding region runs from base 1 to 7974 and encodes 2657 amino acids. The transcript is spliced from 32 exons.
AUGUAUUUGGGACAGCAUCGGAUUGUAAAGAAAAACAGCAUAGUUCUUGAAGAUGAAAAAUCAUCACAAAGACAAUCAGUUCACCAGCACCGGGCAUGCUCCUCUGAAACAGAUAUACAGAACGGAAGAUGCAAUGGGCCAGAACAAAGCCAGAAUAAGCAAUUGAUGCCAGGAGACUCUACUUUAGCUAUGGAUGAGGAUAUUUUACAAGCUAUGGCGGAACUGGGUCCCGAGAUCUUGAAAUUCAAGAAAGAUGAAAACAUUCAACAAAGCUCCACAUCUGUAAAGCCAUCUGGAUCUGAAUUACCAUCAAUGAAGAAAAGCACUGACUUACCUGUAAUACCAGAAAGUAGUUGUGAGCAACAAAUGCAAAAUGCAGAAAAUAUCAGCCCCACAAUUCCAGUGUCUGCAUGGCCAUCAUCAGAAUGUAAGAGAUACAGAACACAAGUGAAAAAAGAGAAAGAUUGGAGGGAUUUGGCUCAGAAGCUGUUAUUCAGUGAAACCAAAAAGACAGAAGCAGGAGGGCAGGCUCAUGAUUGUGAGUUGAGGGACACAGAAUAUUCUUCACCGCAAAAUAACUUUAUUUCCUUGAAAAAAACAUCCAAAGGUGCAAAUGACAGGUCACAUUUAAAGUCCAGUAAACACAUCAACACAGAAGACUCUCUCACUACCUUCAAGGAUUACAUUCUCUUCAGUCCAAGACAUAUGGCAGCUGCAAAAGAGCAAUCUGUGUUGCAACAGCAGAAAAGAUCACUCAAAAACCUUUCAGUUUCGGUGCUCACUCCUCCACCUGGUCUGGAUCUCAGCAUCCUCACUGAUGCUACACUACCUGAUGCAGCCCAAAGUAUUCAUAUGGGAUAUCCUGCUGAUCAGUCAGAUAAGCUUUUGCUCUCCAGUUGGGGGCUCCCUAAGCCUGUUCUUGAGAAGUACCUUUGUCUAGGAGUCCAAAGAAUGUUUGAGUGGCAGGCGGAAUGUCUGACCUUGGGCAAAGUGUUGGAGGGCCAGAACCUGGUAUAUUCUGCUCCAACCAGUGCAGGGAAAACUUUGGUUUCUGAGUUAUUAAUCUUGAAGAGAGUUCUAGAAACUGGACAAAAGGCAAUGUUCAUACUCCCUUUCGUUUCUGUUGCACGUGAGAAGAUGUUUUAUUUACAGAAUGUGUUUCAGGAGGCAGGGAUCAGAGUAGAGGGGUACAUGGGUAACACUUCUGCAGCUGGUGGGUUUUCAGCCCUGGAUGUUGCUGUGUGCACGAUAGAGAAAGCUAAUGGACUCAUUAACAGGCUUAUUGAAGAAGACAAACUGGAUCUACUUGGAAUUGUUGUGGUCGAUGAGCUGCACAUGCUUGGUGACUCUGGUCGUGGAUAUCUGUUGGAACUUUUGCUGACUAAAAUUAAAUACAUUGCACAAAGAAAUGCACUAAGGUGCUCUGGCCCACGUACAACUGCGGCUGUGCAGAUUAUUGGUAUGAGUGCCACACUUCCAAACUUGGAUCUUCUUGCCCGCUGGUUAAAUGCUGAGCUUUAUAGCACUAACUAUCGUCCUGUGCCACUGAUGGAGUGGGUCAAGAUUGGCACAAAUGUCUAUGAUGGCUCUCUGAACCUUGUCAGACAGUUCACUCCAUCUCUUCCUUUUAAGGGAGAUGAUGAUCACAUUGUGAGCCUCUGCUUUGAGACAGUGCAGGAUGGACACUCUGCUCUGCUCUUCUGUCCUUCAAAAAACUGGUGUGAGAAGCUGGCAGAUAGCAUUGGCAGGGAGUUUUACAAUCUCCAUCACAAAGAGAUGCAGUCAGGCUCUGGAGUGCAAAGUAUUUCUCUGAAACCAGAAGGUCUUCAGGAUGUGGUGGCCCAGCUUAAGCGGACUCCUGCAGGCCUAGACCAAGUCCUUCAGCGGACUGUUCCCUGGGGGGUAGCCUUCCACCAUGCAGGUUUGACAUUUGAUGAGCGGGACAUUCUAGAAGGUGCUUUUCGUCAAGGCUACAUUAGGGUGCUAGUUGCCACAUCCACCUUGUCCUCUGGUGUAAAUCUGCCUGCUCGUCGUGUGAUUAUCAGAACUCCUGUUUUCAAUGGUCAUUUGUUGGAUAUAAUGACUUAUAAACAGAUGGUUGGACGGGCUGGGCGUAAAGGUGUAGACACACUGGGUGAGAGUGUGCUGGUCUGUAAAGAGGCUGAGCGUGUGAAGGGGUUGAGCCUCAUCCAGGGCACACUUAAACCAAUCAGCAGCUGCCUGGUGAAGAAGGAGGGUGAAGGUGUUACUACUAGCAUGCUCAGGGCCAUCCUAGAGAUUAUUGUUGGAGGAGUUGCCAGCUCACCACAGGAUGUGAGGAUGUAUGCUUCCUGCACUCUGCUAGCAGCAAAUAUGGCAGCCGAACAGCCACAUCAGGAGGGAACUGAAUCAGAAUCUCGAAGCAAGGGUGCAAUUGAGGCAUGUACAGAGUGGCUGAUGGACAAUGAGUUCAUUCACAUACAGAAGGAGGGAGAUGUGGAGAGGUACUGCUCCACGCAUCUAGGCUCUGCGACUCUGUCUUCAUCUUUAUCACCACCAGAGGCCUUGGGGAUUUUUGCAGAUCUCCAGAGAGCAAUGAAAGGAUUUGUUUUGGAAAAUGACCUGCAUAUUCUCUACCAGAUAACACCUGUGUAUGUGGACUGGACAACAAUUGACUGGUACCAGUUCUUCUGUAUGUGGGAGCAACUACCCUCUGCAAUGAAGCGAGUGGCUGAGAUGGUGGGCAUCCAAGAAGGUUUCUUGGCUCGCUCCGUUAGUGGAAAAUUGAUUGCUAAAACAGAGAAGCAACGCAGACAGAUGGCUAUUCAUAAACGUUUUUUCACAACAUUGGUUCUGUUCGACUUGGUUAGUGAAGAACCUAUUGGAGCUGUUGCAAAAAAGUAUGGCUGUAGCCGAGGACAGCUUCAGUCACUUCAACAGUCUGCCUCAACAUAUGCAGGAAUGGUUACAGUCUUCUGUAAUCGGCUUGGAUGGCACAACCUGGAGCUGCUUCUAUCCCAGUUCCAAAGUCGUCUGAGUUUUGGAGUCCAGAGGGAGUUGUGUGAUCUGGUUCGAAUUUCUAUACUGAACGCCCAGAGAGCACGUAUGCUCUACAGCUCUGGAUUCGUUACUGUGGCAGACGUGGCAAGGGCUGAUAUUACAGAGGUGGAGAAGGCCCUCAGAAAAGCCAUCCCUUUCAAAAGCUCCAGACAAGCAGUGGAUGAGAGUGAGGUGGAGGCUCAUGAACGCAAGAGCAUGCGUUGUAUCUGGGUCAGUGGAAAAAAGGCCUUGACCGAAAAAGAGGCUGCUCAACAGAUCGUAGCUGAGGCCAGACUGCUCCUACAACAGGAUUUGGCUGUUCUUGGGGUGGAGUGGAACCCGAACUCCCUCUCAGCAAAUGCCCAACCAGAUUCCAGUUCACUAAAGGAAUUGUUAAAUGAAAAACAGACCAGGUCAAGGAGUCCAGUACAUGAACAGGGGCAAAAUGAUGAAAUGAGAUCAAGAGAAGCAGAGGCAGAACAGAAUAUAUUAGUGGACAAAUCUCUUGACACUCAUUCUCCUAUGAGGCCAGUAAAGUUCACUGGUAAUGUGGAAAAGCCAUUGGACAUUGACUCUGUCACGGAAAUCACUAUACAUCAGGCAGAUGAUGUAACAUCUGCCCAGUGUCAGUCAGCUAAGAAGUUUGAACUGCAGUCAAUUGCAUUGCACAAAGUUCUUAAAUCCAUCAAUUUGAAAGACAAGGGUUGUCACAACAACCCGAUAAUUGCUGGGUCAUCAAAUUUUUCUUUAAAAUCAGUUCAAAGGAACUUGGGACAAAAUUCCAGUCUAGAGAGUAACUUUAUCUCUGACAAUGACCAACAUUCUGCAAGACCACUCUUAAAACGCAGAAGGGUGGAUUUUGACGAUAUUGCUGGAGCAGGACCUACAAUCAUUGGAGCUAAAACAACAACACUAAUUGCAAAUGACAGUAAACCAACGAAAACUGUCGAAGAGCUUGGCUCUAAUUUUGAGGAACCUGAAUCUGAUUGUAGAACAGAUAAAGAAAAUAUAAAAUUCCAGUCUUUCAUUGCUGAGCAGAACCUAGUCGUAUCUCACUUAUGCCGACCACUUCAGGAUGGGGAGGCCCCAAAUGCAACCCAUGUAUUCCCUUCAAAUAAGGGGAAAAAGUGCACAUCUAAAACAAAACAUUUAAAUCAAACUGCAAAUGAACUUCAGACUGAAACUAAAAAUCAACUAAACAAAUUAGCAGUUACAACUAGUUUCAGGAAUUUCAGCCACAGAGAUGAGACAGCAAGCCUGAAUUAUAAGAAUGUUCAAUCAGAUUUUAGCUCACACAUAAAACCCAGGGUUACAAAUGAGUUUGAAUAUAAUUCUGAGAAGUUUAGAUCUCCUGACUUGUACACAAAUGAAUUGGAGGAGUUUGGUGAUAGUUUUCAGCUUGAUACACAGACUGAGAAAAUGUUGCUUCAGGCGGAUGAUUUUUCAGAUGGCAAUGCUAACUUAAAAAUUUUCAAGGAAAGUAAACAGGAUGGAAACCAUGUUGAUUUAGGAGGUAAGAUGAGAAUUAUCAAACCGUUAUCAUCAUUAGAAUAUAAGAAAAACAAAGACCCAGCUGAAGGUUGUGGCCAAACAAAACAACAUCACAGCCCCUUGCCAAUUGAAGUCAAACCUAAAUAUAACAUUUCACUUACAGACAGCCAGUUGGAGAAUAUUUUAAAUUACAGUAAUCAAGCUUCUGAAGAAGAAUCAUGUGCAAAUAAACCAGCUGACCAAAAAGAAAAUCAUGAGUCCACAAACAAUAGCCCCAACAGGAGCAGCAGCUUUCUAUUUGACAGUCUCUAUGACAAUUCCAUCUUGGAUGCCAUGGUGGAAGCAGCAGUGGAUGGCAAGGAUGAGAUGGUCGCUAAGGUACGUGCUAAUUCAAAUGACCCUUCUUCUCCAGAACUCAAUCAGGAGAGGAGAGAAUCUGUGCCAACAGACGAUCAAGAAGCAAUGCAGUGGGGUGAAUCAUCUUUCAACUUGUCAGAAUGGGGAGAUUCAUUACUUAUUGGAGAGCACUACCUUGAAAAAUUCAACAGUGUUGCCAAGAGUUGUGAAGGACCAAGAUUGGGCCCAGACGAAGCAGAGAAACCCACAUAUAUAGAUGACAUUGUGUCUGAACUACACUUAUCUCAAAGCAAUGAACCUCGUUCAGAAAUGACAUCUGAAAGACCUGUGUUAAAUGGUUAUUCAUUUCACAUCAGCCCAGGAAUGCAGGACAUUUUUGAUCAAUGGUCUGAUCAGUUUUCAACUCUAGAUGAGGCUUCAAGGCAGUCACUUUCAACUGUGGUGGAGCCUAAUGUCAUUGCUAUUCACGAGGAGCGAGCUGUUUCCCCAACAGCACACGCAAACCAUGGGAUUGAGUGGGGAUGUCCAAGAAACGCAACAAACGAAGACUUAAGGGUUGUCCAGGCAAAACCAGUGACCCCUAAUGACCUGAUUCCUCCCACAGCUGUUAAUGAUCCAGUCACACCAAGGGUCAAAAUGACCACCUCAGCUUUACAAUCACCACUUAAUCACAAAACUAAGCAGGGGUCUGAAUUGGAUCCAAAUUCCAAUUCCAUUACACAGAAAGAUGAUCAACCUUAUUUGAAGACAAACUCAGUGUUAGAGUUGGAGACGACUCUGGCUGAUGAGGGCUUUGCAAGACUUUCUCAAUGCCCAUCACUUCCUGCUUCUAACUCCUGCAGUCCAGAGUCAUUUACCAUAAUUGAUGUGGCAAGUGAUACAAGGCUUUUCCAAACAUUUGUAAAGGAGUGGAAAACAAAGGAAAGAUUUUCACUUGCUGUUGCCUGUGAGAAGAUAGACUGCAGCACUAUGAGACCUGAGAACGUUAUAGGUGGAAAAUUUAAAAAACCAACUUCUCCCUUGAGAAAUAAAAGAAAAGAUGGCUUCCUUUUAAAAGGUCAUGAUGACCUUGUUGUCAUUGGUGUAUCGAUAUGCUGGGGAGCAAAAGAUGCAUAUUUUGUAUCCCUACAACAGGAGCUGUCAGAAAAAGGUAUAAGUGCCAGCUUGGCUCCACCACCUCUCGAUGAGAAUCUGACCAUGGAGGAAAGACUGAAGCAAAUUCAGUGCUGCUUGGAUCAAGCAUCAUUCUCAGAUGCUGAGAGAGUGAUGGUUACUUAUGACUUUAUUCAGCUGUACAAGACACUUCUUCUGGCUUGCGGGCUCACUAUGCAUCUUAAAUUUGAAGACCCAAAGAUUGCAUGUUGGCUUCUGGAUUCAAGCUCCAAAGAGCGAACCCUCCACAACAUGAUUACCAGCUUUGCUCCUGAGGAUCUCCCGAUGUUGGAGGGAAUCAGUCCCGGUCAGGGUGUACAGAGCUUAGGAAUCUUUGGAGAUGCCAGUCAACCUGGACGCUUCAGAGCUGCCAUUGAGUCUGUUUUGGUCUUCAGAGUCAUGACGCACCUCAAUAUUUUCCUAGAAAAGGAUGGUUUCUUAGAUGUGUUUAAGAAAGUGGAGAUGCCCACCCAGUACUGCUUAGCUCUGUUGGAGCUGAAUGGAAUUGGGUUCAGUGUUGCAGAAUGUGAGACGCAGAAGCAUGUGAUGCAGGCCAAGCUCAGCACCCUUGAAUCUCAAGCCUAUCAGCUUGCAGGACACAGCUUCUCAUUGACCAAUCCGGAGGAUAUUGCUGAGGUGUUGUUUCUUGAGUUGAAGCUGCCUCCCAAUGGAGAUUUAAAUGGUCUAAAGAAUAAGAAGACUCUGGGCUACACUAGAAGAGCAGGAUCCCGUGUAAAACUUUCGAAACAGUUCAGCACAACCAAGGAUGUUUUGGAAAAGCUCAAACCAUUGCAUCAGUUACCAGGAGUUAUCCUUGAGUGGAGAAGGAUCACAAAUGCUUUGACAAAAGUGGUUUUCCCCUUGCAAAGAGAGAAGAGGUGGAACACACAGCUGAAGAUGGACAGACUAUAUCCAAUCUCACAGUCACAUACUGCCACAGGUCGGGUGAGCUUCACAGAACCAAAUAUUCAGAAUGUUCCAAAAGAUUUUGAAAUUCAGAUGCCAACCUUAAUUGAAGAAAGUCAGCCAUCACAGCGCGGUGCAAGCAAGACAUGGUGUAAAAAGUCAAAGAUAAAUCGGCAGCUGGCACCUCUUUUAAAAAUACCAGACAAAUUACCAGAGAAAGGGAUGCCAUUUUUUGUGAGCAUGAGACAUGCUUUCGUUCCUUUUUCAGGAGGGCUAAUUCUGGCUGCGGACUACUCACAGUUGGAGCUCCGUAUCUUAGCGCAUCUUUCACGGGACAGACGACUUCUCCAGGUGCUCAACAGUGGUGCAGAUGUGUUUAAAAGCAUAGCAGCUGAGUGGAAAAUGGUGGACCCAGCUUCAGUUAAUGAUAAUCUGAGACAGCAGGCCAAACAGAUUUGCUAUGGAAUAAUCUAUGGCAUGGGAGCAAAGUCACUUGGAGAGCAAAUGGGCAUUGAGGAGAAUGAUGCUGCCUGUUACAUUGAGACUUUUAAAUCCAGAUACACAGGCAUACAGACCUUUCUUCGUGAAACUGUGAAGAAAUGUGUGGUAAAUGGCUAUGUGAAGACACUACUUGGCAGAAAGCGUUUCUUGCCUGGAAUAAAGGACUCAAAUUUGUACAUAAAGUCUCAUGCAGAGCGUCAGGCAGUGAACUCAACGGUGCAGGGCUCUGCUGCUGACAUUGUCAAAUUAGCAACCAUUAACAUCCAGCGCCGACUGGAAGCAGCUUUUCCAGAAGAGCCCACAUCGCAUCAGCACCCUACAGUCAGAUUGGGUGUUCGGCACAGAAAUCAGUUAAGGUAUCCUCGAGGAGGCUUUUUUAUACUUCAGCUGCAUGAUGAACUCAUCUAUGAAGUUGCAGAGGAAGAUGUAAUCCAGGUUGCACAAAUUGUGAAGCGAGAGAUGGAGUGCGUUGUUAAAUUAUAUGUAAAGCUUCACGUAAAAGUCAAAGUGGGACCAAGUUGGGGUAACCUUCAAGACUUGGACAUCUAAAAAAUAUUCUCUUAAUAUUUCCUCUUUUGUAUUAUUCGUCUGUUUACCAUCAUGGUUUAAGUGUGUUAUUAAAACACUACAGAUUUUACAGAUGUGUUUUGUAUAUAUUCAGGUAAUGAUGUAAUUUUUAAUCUGAAAUAAAAUGUUACAGAUGCUUUAU